Molecule: messenger RNA, 690 nt
Organism: Nerophis lumbriciformis (worm pipefish)
Lineage: Eukaryota; Metazoa; Chordata; Actinopteri; Syngnathiformes; Syngnathidae
Source: RefSeq, a predicted model, not a curated record
AUGUCGUUGAUCGAGGGCGUCGGUGACGAGGUGACGCUGGUGCUGGCGGUGCUGGCGGCAGCGGUGGUGCUACUGCUGGCCUGGACCUCCACCCGAACCUCAGAGCAUCCGCGGGCACCAGUACCUCCCGCCGCCACCGCCCCUCCUCCGACCGCCUCGAGCCCGGACUCUGUCCCAGCCGCCGAAGCCCCGCCCCGAGUUGACGACAAGAGCGACGAGGCGGCGGUGAGCGACGACUCUGAGAGGAACAUGGUGGUCCGACUCAAGUUUCUUAACGACACAGAGAGGACUGCGCACGUCAAACCUCAAGACACCGUCGGAUACAUUAAAAGGACGUACUUCUCGGGGCAGGAGCGCCACGUCCGCCUUAUCUACCAAGGUCAGCUCUUACGGGAUGACGGCGCCACGCUGGAAGCGCUCCACCUGUCGCACAACUGCGUGCUGCACUGCCACAUCUCACAGCACGCGGCGGCGGCGGCGGGCACAGAAGGCGGCGCGGCGGCGGCCGAGCAGGUCCAGGUGGCGCUCAACGUGGGCGGCCUGAUGGUGCCGCUGCUGGUGCUGAUGCUAGCCGUGCUGUGGUAUUGCCAAAUCCAGUACCGCCACCUUUUCACGGCCCCGGCGUCGGCGUCGCUGCUGGGCGUCACCGUCUUCCUCAGCCUGCUGGCCUUCGGAAUCUACCGUCGCUAG